AGUUGCUAUUCACUUUUAAAGAACAACCAACGAAAAAUUAGGAUAAGGUGGAUUGAAAAUUCUUUUUAUCUAGUAUAAUGUAGAAUAUUAAGCACAGAAAUAAGAAAGUGAAGGUUAUAGUGAAGUUGUAAAGGUCUUUUUUAUAAUUAUUUAACAUAAGAAGCCGCAUAUUAAAAGUUAAACCAGUUCUUCAAAAAAAUAAAAAAGCCUCUAACAAAGGAAUACUGAAUUCAAAAAAGUUUAAGCACAUGAGAAGUUCAGGAGUAAAAUGGAAGGAAAAUUUUGAGAUUUGGAUGACGUUUGCGUGAACCUUUUUUCGUACAUAAUGAAAUGGAUGAACGCAACAUUAUAAUAACGAGAAUAAUAACAAACAACAACGCAAUGUCGUCUAAUAACUCGACACCUCCGCAGUCUCUGACAUCGUCAACGCCAUCACCAGUCAAAAUGAGCCAAAGCUUGAGUUCCAACUUAAAUAAUGGCGACAACUCGAAGGUUAAUGAAACUAAAGGAGUCACAGUUAGCAAUACAAAUAAUCAGAAUUUGAAUCCGUCCAUCCCAUUAAAAUCAAAAACUCCAAUUCGUGUUGGAUUUUAUGAAAUUGAAAAAACAAUUGGAAAAGGAAAUUUCGCUGUUGUAAAAUUAGCUCGUCAUAGAGUCACAAAAAGUGAGGUUGCAAUAAAAAUUAUCGAUAAAACCAAGCUUGAUGCAAGCAACUUGCAAAAGGUUUACCGUGAAGUAGACAUAAUGAAACAUCUUGAUCAUCCACAUAUAAUAAAAUUAUAUCAGGUGAUGGAAAGCCAAAGCAUGAUUUACAUAGUCUCGGAAUACGCUAGUCAGGGAGAAAUUUUUGAUUACAUAGCAAAAUAUGGCAGACUUACAGAAAAAGUAGCCAGACAUAAGUUCUGGCAAAUUCUAUCAGCUGUCGAAUAUUGUCAUAAUAGAAGAAUAGUUCAUAGAGAUUUAAAGGCUGAAAACUUACUUUUGGAUUCAAAUUUGAACAUUAAAAUAGCUGAUUUUGGAUUCAGUAACUUUUUUACACCUGGAGAGUUGUUAGAGACAUGGUGUGGAUCACCUCCGUAUGCUGCCCCUGAAGUAUUUGAAGGGAAGAAGUAUACAGGACCGGAAAUAGAUAUUUGGUCACUUGGUGUCGUUUUAUAUGUUCUUGUAUGCGGCUCUUUACCGUUUGACGGUUCAACAUUACAAUCAUUACGUGACAGAGUGCUGUCAGGUCGCUUUCGGAUACCUUUCUUCAUGAGUUCAGGUACACUUCAAGACUGUGAGUCAUUGAUUCGUAAAAUGCUGGUUUUACAACCCAAUAAGCGAGUAACAAUUGAACAAAUAAAGCGACAUCGUUGGAUGAUGGCAGAGAUUUGUGACGUUUCGUUAAAUUCAUUCGAUGAAAAUCUUUUCGGUGGAACAUCAGCCAGAGAAUUGAAUGAGCAAAUUUUGAGGAUAAUGCAAAACUUGGGCAUAGACGCUCAAAGAACCAAAGAGAGUCUUAAAAUGAACAAUUACGAUCAUUACACUGCGUUCUAUUUACUUCUAUUGGAGCGAUUGAAAAACAAAGAUAUCGUUGGGACACAAAACAACACAACACCAAAGCAUCCAACAUUGGAUUCUCAAAGACGACGACCAAGUUCGAUAGCUGAACAAGCAAUGCGGAAGCUUGGAUUGGGUCCACAUCAAAGAUCUGAGCUGCCGAUAUCAACUCGCCAUCAAAUGUCGAAUGUCUCAAACAAUCGCAGCUCAGAAGCAAUAUCAAGUAUUAUUCAAACCCCGAUGUCGUCAAUGACAUUGCGAGAUACAAUUUCAACCAGAGAUCAGUCACCUUCAACAUCAUUGAUGAAAAAUAGUCAAACAUCAUCAUACUUUCACUCAUUCAGUAAUAAUAAUAAUAACAAUAACAGAUCUGGGCAUUUAGCAUUCAGUAACAAUGUCGUAACAAACAGUACAAUGAAUUGUAACAAUUCAUUAUCAUUAGAAUCGCGGGAAAGAGAAAAUAAUUCUCUGGUUUUACGGGAAAGUGGUGUCCAAUUGCAUCCAUCACGUAUGUCGUCGUGCAAUCGUUUUGUGUCGGGUGGUCUCGAUCAACGAAUUAUUAAGCAAAGUACCGAAGAUUGUCGACGAUUGUUGCAGCAGGCUAUAGCAGUUGUAAACACAGCCGCUCCAUCUGUUGUUCCACCGCCCUUAGACCAAGUCUUGCCAGCGCUUGAACCCCGAACAGGAAAUUUUCCUCUGCUCUCAAACGACAACCCCUCAAAGUCAUUGACAUCAUCAAAUAGCUUUGAUUUCAAGGCAAAUAGUUCUCAAAAGUUGCCGCCUUUUAACAUGUCGCUAGAAGCUGCACGUCUCUUUCAAACAUUGCAACAAAGUCCUUUACCAUUGCCACAAGCUGAUAUGCAUCCAAGUCAAGAUCAAGCGGCUCUAGGAUCGUCAAUGAAUCAGCAAUGUCAAAGUGUUGAGAGUAACAACGUAAAGUUAGAGCGACCAUUGAAUAUUGCUGAAUCAAGGAUAACUCCGCCAUUCAAAGAUUAUUUAAAUAAUUUUCAAACUUAUCAAUAUUUACAAAAAGUUGAUCAUCCUGAGAUGUUUUCGAAAAGCCAUCAAAUAACCCAACAAUACAGUUCGAGUACGGAUGAAGGAUGUGAAACUGAUCAUGGAGAAAUGGAUGAAAAUGCAUCACAAACAAAUAAAGUUCCGUCUUCAGUCAUUCAUCGAUUGAAUUCUUAUGCAAGUUCAAGCUCAUCAAGCGGUGUCGCGACAAAUUUUGUGUCGAAAAGUUUAAGUCAAAACUUGAGUUGUGAUUCAUCACGAAGCAACUUUUCUACCUUUGAAAGCAUCGAUCUUAAUCUAUCUGAUUGUAGUGAUCUUGCAAUCAGUUUGCCAUCAUGUACAAGUAGAAAUCUUGAUGAACCAAAUAGAGAAAAUGGUGGGGAAACAAUUACAUCGACAUCAUCUACGAAUCAUCCUUGUGUCUAUGUUUCAAUGUCGGGCAAGUCUAAUUGCCUGUUUUUGAGGAAUAAUCCAAUUGGACAUUCACCAAAUCGUGCGCUAUCGCGAUCUCCAAUCGACUUUCGUCAAGGGCGAAGAGCAAGCGAUGGAUUAGUCGCACAAGGUUUAAUUAAUCAGGUUGAUAAUCAUAUCACUUCAGUUGCAUUCAACAGCCAACGAUUGCAUGAAGCUCAAAAGGCAAAAGGUUUUCUGGAAUUGCAUUUGUUGCAACAAGAAGCUGCUUCAUUAUCUAGUCAAUAUCAAGCCAGUGUACCACAAGAAGAAUUAAAUAUUAGACAAAGGGAGCAUAAUCAAUUUUAUGUUGCACCUUACAAAAUGAUGAGCGAAGCUAAUCAGCAAAUGUACGGAUGUCAGAAUGAAGAUGGUUCUUACUUCAACAAAGCAAUACUAAGCGGAUUAACUUCUGACAUUUCAAACUACGUCGGUAUGAUGAAGAAUGAUGACAUUGCCGAUAUGAAGCAAAUGUCAUUGAACAUAAACAACGAUUCUCAAUCUUAUCAGCAAUCUCCAGCCACUCCAAAAGCUCCACUUCAACAACAGCUUAUGCAACAUCGAUUAUUGCAACAGAAAAGACAAAUUCUUCAGAAACAAGGAGCAAUGGAAUCGUCUUUAAGUCGUCGACAGAUGCUACGACAACAGAGCUAUAAAAUGGCACAAAAUCAACAGAUUCUUCCUCCCUUACCGUUUCCGUUGAGCGAGAAAGAAACUGAAGAUUUAUUGGCUUUCCAACAAAUUGUAGAAAAUCCCAGUACACCCACGCUUUUGAAAACUACUCAUUUAUGCAACAAUCAAGCAUCACAAUCAAUUCCUUCGCCACCAAUACAAUCGAAUGCGGAUAAUGUUGUGUGUGGAAAUCUUACAAAUAAUUUGAAUUCAUGUCAAAUAAGUGAAACUGCACCGCAUGAAGCUUUUCAUCCAAUGAUGUCCAUGUACAGUCAGUUUCCUCCUACAUUCCCCAAUACACUGUUUGUUUCCAACUGGAAUCCACAAUCGUCAGUCUCUCCACCAAUAAUUGAAGAGCAAAUGGAGUCAAUUUAAAUGAAACAAUUAUGUGACAGUAGUCGAUUCACAGGAAUUAAAAGAAUAUCAAUUAAUCAAAAUAUAUACAUAAUAAUCUGUAGUUAAAAAAAUGAAAGACUGUUCACCGAUUCCAGUUCUUUUAUCUAUUUAUUAAAUUAAGCAAACAAUUAAUAAUAAAAAAUAUUCACAAAUACAUUCAAUUUGAAGGCAUUUAGACAGAUAACUCAUAAAAACAAUUGAGACAACUAGAAAUUAUGUGUGUAGAUGACAUAAAAAAAGGUAAAAAAAUUAAUAAAUUAGAAUAUAAAAAAAUUUUCAACGAUAUCUGGG
Messenger RNA from Clunio marinus, 4362 nucleotides. Lineage: Eukaryota; Metazoa; Arthropoda; Insecta; Diptera; Chironomidae. The record is from the annotation of a GenBank genome assembly.